UCCAUUCAAGCGUCGGCAGCACGGCGCUUCUUGGUUCCCAUGGGCUGUGGCCGUGCGCAGUGCAAGCGGUCAUUUCGACUGACACCCUUGUUCUGCCGCUGCGGCCUGGAGUUCUGUUCUGAGGCUUGCUUCGUGUCUGCUUGGCACAAUGAGCACCAGCUCUCCUGCCCAUUUGCAGCGCAGAUCAAGGAGGGUCUGCAGAAGGCAUCUAGUGAGCGCAGCGGUACAGGUCAGUUGGUUGCAUUGGCGUUGUCGAAGACUCGCCCUGAGGUGAUUGACAAGAGCUUGCCAGUAGAGGUGGCCACCGUAAACGGGACGGCAACUCCUCCCACUGCUCCUGCAGCAAAGGCGAACAGUUCAGGCAGCUCGCGUCCCGGUACAAGUGCGAGAGGCAACAUGAUGCUUGCUCAGAUCGAACGAUGGCGCCGCGAGAGCGCUGACAGCUUUGAGACGGUCGCGCGGUUGCAGGGUUAG
Cladocopium goreaui is the source of this 474-nucleotide messenger RNA. NCBI's taxonomy places the organism in Eukaryota, Dinophyceae, Suessiales, Symbiodiniaceae. The record is from the annotation of a GenBank genome assembly.